Molecule: messenger RNA, 5112 nt
Organism: Cyprinodon tularosa
Lineage: Eukaryota; Metazoa; Chordata; Actinopteri; Cyprinodontiformes; Cyprinodontidae
Gene: nhsa
Product: Nance-Horan syndrome a (congenital cataracts and dental anomalies)
Exons: 9
Coding region: 203-4654 (1483 amino acids)
Biological process (GO): cell differentiation; lens development in camera-type eye
Source: RefSeq, a predicted model, not a curated record
AAACCAGCAUUGGGGCAGCAGAUGACCCGGCGCAGCAGCGAGGAGCACAGCAGUCCUCUCCCUGACAAAUGAAAGGAUGGGGGGCAUCAGCCGCAGCUGAGUUCACCAACCCUGGAUCAGGGAGUGUGCGGAGACAGCAGCUUUCUGCUCACUCUUGGGUGACUUUUUGCUGGAUUUCUUCCCCUCUCCACUCCGCAGCAACAUGCCAUUUGCCAAAAGAGUCGUGGAGCCCCAUUUACUGUGCAGGUAUCAAAGCCCAAGCGAGGAGGAGGCUCUGCUUUUCGAGGAUCUGGUGUCCAUCAGUAAUGUGGCUCUGUCCCGGACCCUGCGGCAGCUGUCGGACUUGGCCAAACAUGCCUGCUCCAUCUUCCAGGAGCUGGAAAACGACCUGGCGACCACCAACCAGCGGGUCAGGGGGCUGCAGGGGAAAAUUACCCAACUCCAGCAGUGCUGCUCCGAGCUGGACCCUAAACAGGAGGCAGUGCCGGUGUCCAACCUGGAUGUGGAGAGUAAGCUGACGGCACAUUUCCGAGCUCCGUGGCGUCUCCAGAGGAAUGUUUUGCUCCCCUCCACACGGCCAGCAUGCGUAGAGGAGCUGCACAGGCAGGCCAACCACAGCCUGUGGUCGCUGAACCAAGAUCACCCGAGGAGGGAGCACAGAGGAAACAUCUCAGCGCUGCCCCCGAUGCCCAUGUACCCCUCCCCUCUCAUCGAGCCAAAACAAGACCAUCGGGGCAAAGGUGUAACUACGUUCGACAAAACCCGCUCCUCUUCCCCCACCGAAUGUUGCCGCCUCUCUCCCUGGAGCAGAAAGGCUGCGCCUACUGACCCCGACACUGACGGGGUGGCUCUAGGUCACCGGUCAAAGUUUCCCAUCCCUAACACCCCCUCCACCCUGGACAAGCAGACUAACUGGUCUAAAGCUCUGCCGCUGCCCACCCCAGAGGAGAGAAUGAAAUGCAGCACCCAAGUCAUCGCCUCAAGCAUCAUUCCUAUUAAUGUGACCGGGGUUGGCUUUGACAGAGAUGCUAGUGUGCGCUGCUCACUCGUUCACUCCCAGUCUUUGCUUCAGAGGAGACGGAAGCUGAGGAGACGGAGGACAGUCGCCGGUGUUCCCAGACAGGUGCAGGAUUUUGACUCUGAUGACUCCCCUGGCUCCAGGGAGCGUACAGUUAUUGUUCACACCACUGCUGAUAUAACUCCUUCUACUGCACAGCUGUCCAGUCAUCUGACCACCAGAGAUUCAGGUUGCCAGACUGAAGACUUCCUUUCCUCGGGAGCGCCGUCUCGAAGGAGGAUCAGGGUCCAAAGAGGUCAGGGAGCAUCACUCCUGCUGUCCUACUCAGCAGGCAACAUCUCCUGCCUGCCUGACAGCCCUGAAGCCAUGUUUUCUGGCUCCGUGGGAGACCGACUGCGGUCGCGGAGUCUGCCCAGAGAAAGCAGCAGGAUGAGGAUGAUGAUGAUGGACAAUGAGCAUAAUGACAGCGAUGAGGAAGAGGAGCUGGCCCCGUUUAACUCCGAGGCGUUCCUUCCUGGACACGGUGAGAUGGUUCUAAAGGAGGAGGAAGAGGGCACGGAUGACCAGGCUGUGUCCCAGCGUCAGCUGGGAGGAUUGAAGUACACGCAGCUGUCGGACAGUCCGGAGUGCAGCUGGAUGGAGCGCGCCAGAGCUCAGCUGCCCAGGAAAGCUGACAUGGGCAGCUGUGAGAUCUCAUCCAGCUCGGACACCUUCAGCAGCCCUGUUCACUGCGUCUCAGCUGCAGGCGUUCUGGGAAGCCAGAUGGACCAUAAGGACGACCACCAAUCGUCCAGUGGGAACUGGAGCGGGAGCAGCUCCACCUGCCCCUCCCAGACCUCAGAAACAAUCCCCCCUGCUGCCUCCCCUCCCCUGACUGGCUCCUCGCACUGUGACUCUGAAUUGUCCCUUAAUGCUGCCCCUCAUGCUGCAGAAGACCAGACCAGCUUCAUGCUGGACAGCUACCAGGGCCUCAGAACCCAUCGAGCAGGCUCGUUCUCCUCAGCAGCUAUGGAUAUAUUAGAGGAGGUAGGCGUGAGUACACCAGUGGAAGAGGAGUGGGAUUACCAGAAUGCAGAACCCUCUCGCUCUCAGGAUUUUAGCCCUGAACCAGGCAGGGAGGCGGAUAGCAGCCUGGGCUGCCCCAGCUUCACCAGCAUGGCCACCUGCGAGAGCAGCUUCUCUGACAAACCUCCAUCAGAGAAAUUAGAUACCGUCUCUUACUACUCUGUGGACACUGAGGGCUACUACACCUCCAUGCACUUUGACUGCGGUCUAAAAGGCAGCAAAAGCUUCACCUACAGCUGUGCUCCCACCGGUUCAGACUGCGCUCUGUCUGAUAUAAGCGGUAACCUGACGUUGGGGAGACGCUGCCUCUCCUUAAGAAAAGCAAAGGUGAAGCCCUCCCCGCCAAAGAGGAGCUCCUCCUUGAGGAAAAUAUGCAGCGACGGAAACAUCCCUGACAAGAGAGAACCAAAGAGUACAUACAGGCAGCCGCUGUCUCUGUCCACCAAGGAGAGGAAAAUCCAGCUGCCUCUGUCUUCAUCACAAGGCCACAUGGGAAACUCUUUGCUGGUGCGAGAGCCCCUCCAGGUCUGGGGGAUGGAGGGCACAUCCGAUCUGACUGAUUUAGGCCUUUUAAGCUCCAAAGAUGCACGUUCAUUUAAAGACAAUGGAACUGUGCAGUCAGACUAUGCAGAUCUCUGGCUGCUGAAUGAUUUAAAGUCCAGUGACCCGUACCGAUCUCUAUCAAACUCCAGCACAGCCACAGGUACGACUGUAAUCGAGUGCAUAAAGUCCCAGGAAAGCUCAGAGUCUCAGACUUCCCGUUCUGGCUCCAGAGCCACCACCCCCUCACUUCCAUCAGUAGAAGGUGAUUACAAGUUGACUUCCCCAGAGAAGCUGGCUGGACUAGCGAGCCCCUCCAGUGGCUACUCCAGUCAGUCUGAAACCCCCACAUCCUCCUUUCCCUCCACUUUCUUCCCUGGACCGCUGUCACCAGCCAAUGUGAAGAGAAAGCCCAAAGUCCCAGAGAGGAAGUCCUCACUUUCGUCUCUUUCCUGCAAGGACGUUGCAACCUCAAAGAAAGAGCUAGAGCUGCCGAUGACUCCUCCUUCUCACCUCGACUUGAGUAGCCUUCACUGUCCGAGCAACAAGGACCCAACUUACAGGAACCACUUACAGAACCAUCACCGAAUCAAACAAAAGGAUGUGCUUACGACCAAACCCGGUAUCUCGGCAAACUUAGAGCCCUGCCCUGCACCAUCUCUGUCUAUAACGCCCUCAGUGCUUCAAAAAGUUCAGCUUCGACCCGUCAGCAAGCAGCCAGAAGACCUGCAGAGUCCCUCUAUGAACUUAGCCAGCAAUAAAUCUUUAGAUCUCAAAAGUUCCUCACUGCACAAUUCCCAACAUGAUGAUAUUUCUUCAAGUGAGUCAAUGCAUGUCUCAAAUGACAAGCUCUCAGGGGAAGCAAGUGACGAGGGCAGAGAGGUAAUCUCAGGAAGCGCGGCAGCUGUCGGACUGUUAGAAACAUGUUUAGACCAGAAAGAUUGCAUCACCCCCAACACGCUAACUGUCCAUGAAACAGAGCGGCGCUCCGACUCUCCAUCAACAUCUGUCUGCUCCGGAGAAUCCAUCCCACAUGUAGAAGGUUCAGGCCAGCAGCAGCAGACCGACCCGCCUGAAGCGGAAAUAUGCCCUUACCCUCCAGUGUUACACAGCUCCCCCAAAUGGUCCAAGGGUCCCGAUAAAGUGCCUUCUACUCCCAGUCCUCUGGAAACGUCCCAGGAGAGCUCCAUCAGCACCGAAGGCAGCAACCAAGCGGAAAAUGAUUCAGCCGAAAGUGCCUCACAGGACAGUAAAGAGGAAUCCACAGAGGAGGCGGAGGAUUGUUUUAUUAUCAACUCCACAGCGAGUGACAACUCAGUGUCUUCACAACAUGACGAGUCAAAGAAAGAGGAUGAUAGUGUGUUUCUGUCCCCUAGCAAGUCCCGCACCACCGAGGAUCUGUUUGCUAUGAUUCACAGGUCCAAAAGGAAAGUGUUGGGGAGGAAGGACUCCACCGAGCUGGCUGGGAGGCCCCGCCUCUGCGCCUCGUCGGGGAACACGCCGCCCAGCAGCAGUGUCAGCUCCCCGGUCUCUGUGGCUUCGCCCUCCCCAGCUUCAACCCCACCCGCCUCACACAGAGUCUCAGGGCCAAUCUACAGGAAUUUAAAGAAGUCCAGCACCUCCAACGAGGAGUUUAAACUGCUGCUGCUGAAAAAGGGGAGCCGCUCAGACUCCACUUACCGCAUGUCAGCUGCUGAGAUCCUGAAGAGCCCCAUCACUCCGAAAUCACCUGGAGAUUUUCUGACCGAGUCUCCCAAACCGUCAGAAGAGCCUCUCUCUCCCCUGCAGCAGCUCCUGUUAGAACACGAUCAGCUGUCCAGCCCAUACCCCAAAGCCAACGCUGAGAGCUUCUCACCAAGACCCUUCCUCACAUCCGCCUCUUCCAGGCAGGGGCGCUCGAGAAUCCCCCCGCCCGCCAGCAGCAGCCGUUACAGCGUGCGCAGCAGGCUGUACUCAUCGCCCAUGCAGGCCAUAUCUGAGGGUGAGACGGAGAACUCUGAUGGAAGCCCUCACGAGGACGGCUCCACGUAGGAGGCGGAGCUUAGGAAGAAGAAACGGAAACGUUUACAUUGAGGACUAAUGGACUAUAAUGAAAUCUAAUAUAUAACUGUACCAAAUAUGCAGAAGAAUAGGUUGGGCCAUUUUUAUAAAAACUUAAUCAGAUUUCUAGCAAUUUUUGGGUCAGUUUUUAAAUACUUUCCUGUUUACAAUUCUGUCCACAAACUGUACCGGUUUUAUACAAAAUAGAAUCCCUACUGCUAUGAAAUGCAUUUAUUUAAAAAAAGAAAUCCCAUCUGAACCCAAAAUAUCCAUUCUAAAAUAUCCAAACUAAUUCUUUAGAGCAGAGAUGCACCAAUUCCCAGUUUUUGCAUAUUGAUAAUGAUUUUGUUUGACUGCAAUUUUCUAUUAAAAAGCUUCAAGUUUGAAGAAAGUUAGCAUGCUUAGCGCAGCUAGCAUCAAUAACACACCUCUAUCCAUCUAGAGCAGAG